AUGGCAUUCGCGUGGAAAGCUUCUGGUCUCACCUACAACAAAUACCUCUCAGUCGCCGCACGAGUCGUCCGACGAAGCUUGAAGGAUGACAAGCGAUUGGCAGCUGAGCGAAGAGGAGAGAUGGAGUUGAAAUUCGCCAAGUGGAACAACGGAAAACAAGGCGAGGUGAAGAGCGUUGCGGACGCCAAUGCUGCCGCCGCGACAGAAGCUGCUUCCCACACAUCCUAAAUACGGUCUUUGGCAUGGUUGAGGAAGAUUGAAGGAACAUAGGCGUGGAGCGGUCUGCGAGAAAGUCAAGAGAGGCUUGUACAUGUGUAUUAUUUGAGGACGAACAUCCAAAAUCAAAAAGCCCUCCAAAGUGCUGGCAUAACUUGUGAAAAGUGCAUGUUGUGACCUUGCGCUUUUGUUGGACUACAAUUCUACAGUAGCUACACUACAAAGACUUGCUGUGACUUACCAUCAUCCAUCCUUCUAUCCUUGCAGGCAAAGGAUGCACAGCUACCAACAAGGAAAGACGAGGCUCAGCGGAUAUCAAAAUCAUAGGACAGUCACAGACCUUCAUAAAGUCCGUAGGGAGUGAAGCUUUAAUCAAC
This is a messenger RNA of Mollisia scopiformis, 593 nucleotides long. RefSeq lists its product as uncharacterized. Gene Ontology annotation, molecular function: proton-transporting ATP synthase activity, rotational mechanism. Gene Ontology annotation, biological process: proton motive force-driven mitochondrial ATP synthesis. Gene Ontology annotation, cellular component: mitochondrial inner membrane. The transcript is spliced from 3 exons. Lineage: Eukaryota; Fungi; Ascomycota; Leotiomycetes; Helotiales; Mollisiaceae. Bases 1 to 228 code for a protein of 75 amino acids. The record is from RefSeq and is a predicted model, not a curated record.